UGAGUCGGAGGCCGUCCCACGUGUACUGUGUUGACUGUCAAUAUCUCCGGGAGCCCAAUUCCCGGAAGCUGUGAGCUCUGAGAGAAGUUCCUGCGCUCGGUGCCCUGAGUCUGCGAAUCCCCACCAUGAGCACCCCAGGCGUGCUGACCUUCACCCAGCAAGCCUGGGAGCAGGUCCUGGCCAAAGUGAAACGGGCCGUGGUGUACCUGGACGCCGCCUGCGCCGAGAGCCUGCACUGGGGCUGCGGGUCCUCACGGCUGCUGGAGGCGGUGGGGAACUCUGCGUGUUACCUGCGGGAGUUCGAGCCCGCCGCAGUUGGUGGCGGAGCCGAGCAGCCCAAAGCGGUGUUUGUGUUGAGUUGCCUGCUGAAAGGCCGGACCGUGGAGACCCUACGGGACAUCAUCUGCCGCAGUCACUUCCAGUAUUGUGUGGUGGUCACGGCUGUGAAUCACGCAGUCCACCUCACGGCUAAUCACGUGCCGGCGGCGGCGGCGGCUGAGCUGGAAGGGCAGCAGCCAGUGUUCGAGCAACUGGAGGAGAAGCUGUGUGAGUGGAUGGGCAACAUGAACUACACGGCUGAGGUGCUGCACGUCCCGUUGUUACUCGCAUGUGCUGCUCCCCACCUUGCCUUGACUCCAGCUUUUGCUUCCCUUUUCCCACUAUUACCCCAGGAUGUGCAUAUCCUCAACCGUGCCCGAUCGGACAAGAGGAGGCUGGGAAACCUGGCUGAGGUGGAUGCCACUACCCUAACCCCUGAGCUGCUGCUGACGAUUAGGUGCCUGGUGUCCGGCCUCAGUUCCCUGUGUGAGCAUUUAGGGGUACGGGAGGAGUGUUUUGCUGUAGGUUCCCUCAGUCGGAUCAUCGCUGCAGAUCUGGCCAAUUUUGCUCCCGCCAAGAACAGGAGGAAGACCGCCACAGGCAGGGCAUCAGUGGUCUUUGUGGACAGAACUCUGGAUCUCACAGGGGCGGUUGGACAUCAUGGAGACAACUUGGUGGAGAAGAUCCUUUCAGUGCUUCCCCAGCUUCCGGGCCACACCAAUGAUGUGAUGGUUAACAUGGUGGAGCUCACUGCACUCCAGGCCGAGGAGGAGAAUCAGAAUAUGGUUGCACCCGGCUGUCUCGCACAAUCCAAUGACCCGGCAGCCAAAGCCCUGUGGGAAGCCUUAUUGAACACCAAGCACAAAGAGGCAGUGAUGGAAGUCCGGAGACAUCUAGUGGAAGCAGCAAGCAGAGAAAACCUGCCAAUCAAGAUGAGUAUGGGGAGAGUCACUCCGGGACAGCUCACGUCCUAUAUUCAUCUCUUCAAGAACAACCUCAAAGCUCUAGGGAAUCACUGUGGGCUCCUACAGCUUGGGCUGGCCACUGUUCAAACUCUGAAACACCCGCAGACUGCCAAGUGGGACAACUUUCUGGCUUUUGAAAGGCUCCUUCUCCAGAGCAUUGGGGAGUCGACAAUGUCUGUUGUGUUAAAUCAGCUGCUUCCCAUGAUUAAGCCUUCGAACCAGAGGACUAAUGAUGACUACAGCCCCGAAGAGCUGCUGGUCCUCCUGAUAUAUAUUUAUUCUGUCAGUGGAGAGUUCUCAGUGGACAAAGACCUGGGUGAAGGUGAAGAAAAAGUGAAGAAAGCGUUGGCUCAAGUCUUUUGUGAGGAGUCUGAAUUGUCACCUUUGCUGCAAAAAAUCACAGGCUGUGACUCUUCAAUUAACCUGACAUUUCACAAGUCCAGAAGGGCCGUGGAUGAACUCUUUACUUCGCUUCGGGAUAUUGCUGGAGCUCGGAAUCUCAUGAAACAGUUUAAGUCUGUAUAUGUUGCUGGAAAUCAUACCCACCAGGCAUCCUAUAAGCCGUUGUUGAAGCAGGUUGUGGAGGAAAUAUUUAAUCCCGAGAGGCCAGAUCCCAUUGACAUUGAACACAUGUCUUCAGGCCUCACUGAUCUCCUUAAAACUGGAUUUAGCAUGUUCAUGAAGGUGAGCCGGCCUCAUCCCAGCGACCACCCUCUUCUGAUUCUCUUCGUGGUGGGCGGGGUCACAGUCUCGGAAGCCAAAAUGAUCAAAGACCUUGUGCCAUCCCUGAAGCCAGGAACCCAGGUAAUCGUGCUGUCCACGCGACUCCUAAAGCCAACUAGUAUCCCUGAACUGUUAUUUACAACUGACCGGCUGCAUCCAGACCUUGGCUUCUGAGGAUCUGCUGAGAAGAGGAGACCUACCCGAGCUGGAAAUCCCAAUACUAUUUUCUGUCCCCAUCCAAGAUAUGCCUCCCAAACCAGUGUCCCUGUUACUAAUCGUGGGUAUGACUGAAUUAUGCCCAAAGAAUCUUUUUUUUUUUAACAUCUUUAUUGGAGUAUAAUUGCUUUACAAUGGUGUGUUAGUUUCUGCUGUAUCACAAAGUGAAUCAGCUAUACGUACACAUAUAUCCCCAUAUCCCCUCCCUCUUGCAUCUCCCUCCCACCCUCCCUAUCCCCCCCCUCUAGGUGGUCACAAAGCACCGAGCUGAUCUCCCUGUGCUAUGCGGCUGCUUCCCACUAGCUAUCUAUCUUACAUUUGGUAGCGUAUAUAUGUCCAUGCCACUCUCUCACUUCGUCCCAGCUUACCCUUCCCCCUCCCCGUGUCCUCAAGUCCAUUCUCUACGUCUGCAUCUUUCUUCCUGUCCUGCCCCUAGGUUCUUCAGAACCUUUUUUCUUAGAUUCCAUAUAUAUGUGUUAGCAUACGGUACUUCUUUUUCUCUUUCUGACUUACUUCACUCUGUUUGACAGACUCUAAGUCCAUCCACCUCAUUACAAAUAGCUCAAUUUCAUUUCUUUUCAUGGCUGAGUAAUAUUCCAUUGUAUAUAUGUGCCACAUCUUCUUUACCCAUUCAUCUGUCGAUGGACACUUAGGUUGCUUUGCCCAAAGGAUCUUGAUACCCACACAGUGAAGUACUUUGCUGGCAUUGCUGAGAUUCUUAAAAAAAAAAACAAAAUUCAUUUUUCUAAAGGCAUCAAACUGCCUUUCAGCUGGCCUAAUUCAUGAUAAUUCCACUUUAU
This is a messenger RNA of Globicephala melas (long-finned pilot whale), 3022 nucleotides long. RefSeq names its product sec1 family domain containing 2 (gene SCFD2). Lineage: Eukaryota; Metazoa; Chordata; Mammalia; Artiodactyla; Delphinidae. Gene Ontology annotation, biological process: vesicle-mediated transport; intracellular protein transport. The record is from RefSeq and is a predicted model, not a curated record.